Messenger RNA from Salvia splendens (bonfire salvia), 2147 nucleotides. RefSeq names its product DDT domain-containing protein DDR4-like. NCBI's taxonomy places the organism in Eukaryota, Viridiplantae, Streptophyta, Magnoliopsida, Lamiales, Lamiaceae. The transcript is spliced from 6 exons. Gene Ontology annotation, biological process: regulation of DNA-templated transcription. The record is from RefSeq and is a predicted model, not a curated record. Gene Ontology annotation, cellular component: RSF complex. Bases 55 to 1797 code for a protein of 580 amino acids.
UUGAGAAAAACCCCAGCCAUUUGGUUUUGAAGCAGCAAAUCCUGGGCUGCUUCAAUGCAAGCCCUUGAUCUCCCAUGUAACCCUUCUCGCCGGCCCGAUCCCUCCGCCAUGCCGGAGCAUUACUCGCCGAUCCACUCCCCGGACCACCACUCGCUCGAAAACAACACCGAGGGUAAGAGUAUCAAGGAGAAUUAUGUGAAGUCUGCGAAUGAUAAUAAUGGUAAUAGUAAUGUAGUAACUAGGAGGGAGAGGCCGUCGAGGGCAUGUACGGAAAGGGCGGGCGCGAAGCUGCAGGCUGCAGCUGAGGCGGAGGCAGAGAGGAAAAAGAAGAGGAGGGAGAAAUUAACUGCGAGGUUGUUGAAGAAUGAGUCCGAGGAGGAGGAUGGCUAUAGGGAUAGUGACGAGGAGGAGAACGGAGAGGAGGAUGGCUCUAAUUCGUUGACACAUUUGCAGAGUAGUAGGGCAAUUACGCCACUGCUCGGAGAGCCAGAGGCCUCGCAGCUGCCUCGGUGGAACACACGCUCCAUGUGGCAGUUGGCUUCUAUUCUCAAUUUUUUGAAUGUAUUUAGGCCUCUAUUGAAUGUUAAAAUGGAGUUUUCAGCGGAGGAGUUUGAGACGGCCUUGAUUAUUCCGAAUAAUACUUUGGCUGAGAUACAUAUGCCAAUGUUAAAGAGGAAGGAGAAACUGUUAAAGAAGCAACAUAGACAAGCACUUAUGCUUGAUAACAUGAUUGGCAUGGAUGCCAUUGCUGCCGGACGCUCUCUCCGUGAUAGAAAACCUGUGACUUAUACUUUCGACGAUUAUGAUCGCUCAAUAAAUGAAGCUAUAAAGGUCACCAAACAGAACAAACAAUCUCCCGAACAUUUUGAUGGAGGAGAUCCUCCCAUGAAACAUGAACUGUCUAGAAAUGGUAGAUUGGAUGUCACAUCACAACACUCUCAAAACCUCACUUUCAGUGCCGUUUCUCCUAUUUCUCCUUAUGAAGAUGAUGUUGAUGACGACGACGAUGACGAGGGAGAGUUUUAUGAAGAUCACAAAACUGAAACAUUGGACCGGAGUGAUCGCCGGAAGCAAAGGCAUGAACGUUAUUCAGUGAAAGACUACGUAGAAGCAGUCUCAGAUAUUGAGGCUGAUUUUGACAGUGAUGAUGACAUAGUUGGUGAAGUGGUUUAUGAUGAUGAAUAUCUUAAAAGACGGAAGCGAAGGAAGAUGUCAAGUAGCUCUGAAGGCGAUGAGGAGUACCACUGGGACGAAGAAAAUCAUGAAGAGGAGGAAGAGGAAGAAGAAGAUGAUAUAUUGAGUUCCAGUGAGGAUAGUGAUGCGCCACGCCAUACGAAAGCAUUGCCAGGCCGAACUAGGAGAGAAACAAAACUUAGGUCAGUUGGUGACCUAAAGUCAGGUCUCAGGCGAAGUAAAAUGGCCACCAGAAAUCGCAUUAACUAUAAACAAUAUGAGAUGUCUGAAUCUGACAAUGAUCAAACAAAAACUGAGAAAUCAAAUGUGCCAAACGAGCCCUCAUACUCAAAUGGUGGCGCAGAGUUCUCAACCGGUAUGCAAGAUUCUGAUGAGAAAAUCAGUAACCAGGAGGAUGUCCAUGCCGAUCAGCUUAUUGAGGUGCAGCAAUCCGAGGUGGUCGAGGAAAAGCCACCCAUUCCACCAGAACAAGAGAACCACGGAGAUGAAGAUGUUGAAAUGGUGAGCCAAAGAGGUUUUCUUGAUCUAAACGAACUUGCUCCGGGUUCUGGGUGUGAUGAUGGUCCCAACUCAGUGAGAGAUGACGACAGAGAUGGCUUUUGAACAUCCAUUCUACCAAAAUGUGAGGAGUAACAAGUUUUACCCUGGUGAAGCUGAUGCUUUCUGAUUGAUAAUAUCUACAUUUGUGGCAACCCAUGCCGACUAUUAGAGAGUUCUCACUCGCCAAAACUCAACUGAUAUCCCUCGUGCAGUUUAUCUUUUCCUGCUGGGAGUUGCUUUUUGCUGAGAAGAUGGUGUAGACUAAGUCAGUUCUACAGUAUGUUUUACAUUUAAGAAAGAAAAAAGCAGGAUGUGAUAUGGAUGGGAAACUCUGUUGGGAGUUCUUACUCCUCUGAUGAGAUGUUGUACAAUAACUUAACUAAAAUUUGCAACAAAAAAAUCACUUUUUUAGA